This is a messenger RNA of Erythranthe guttata (spotted monkey flower), 3773 nucleotides long. RefSeq names its product Tetratricopeptide repeat (TPR)-like superfamily protein. The record is from RefSeq and is a predicted model, not a curated record. Lineage: Eukaryota; Viridiplantae; Streptophyta; Magnoliopsida; Lamiales; Phrymaceae. Gene Ontology annotation, molecular function: protein binding.
AUUUAUGGGCCCAUUGCCCAAAAAGCAGAUAUCCGGCCCAAAUCUUCAUCCUCUCUAGUUUACCCCUCCCCUGCCAAUUUGCUAAAACCCUGAUUCUUCAUCUGAAAAGGGUCUUCGGUUGUGGUUCUCGGACCUCAAAACCCAGACCCGUUAACCCGUUUACCCGCCAACCCGAAAACCAUAUUCCUCUCUUCUCUCUCUUCGUGGCCGCUUCUAUUCCUCUAACCAAAAACCUUUACCGAAUUUCAUGGCGUCGCCGUCACCGUUUCUUUUCCCAUCCAAACCCCCUCCUUUCUCUCUCUAGCACCCCCAUUCCACACACACACACACACACAUUCGAAUAUCUUGCAAACCACGUCUACAAAAAAAAAUUAUAUGGACAUGAGAAGAUUGGCAGCAGCAGCAGCUCACAAAUCCUCCUCCUCCGCCGCCGCCACCGCCGCGAUAUUCUUCCUUCCGAUCAGACGCCCGUUGACCGUCUCACCUCACCCAAUACACAAACCUAAAACCCCCAAAAAACCCUCACCGCAACCGAAUCUCGAGGCGGCGCCACCUGAUUCAUCGGCAGCAUUGGAUCAGACUCUCCGUUACAGGAAAAGCUUAGCUUCCGUUCUGUCCGGCUCAAAUUUCAAUUCAAAUCAGUGCAAAGAGUUGAUUUCCCAAAUUUCUCCCCGUCAAUUUGAUUCCAUAUUUUGGGAAAUCCAUAAUAAUAUCGAGCCUUCAACCGCAUUGAAGUUAUUCUACUUCGCCGGCGAUUAUUGCUCAUUCAGUUUCACGCUUAGAUCCUAUUGCAUUUUAUUCCACUUGUUAGUUUCGAAGAAUCUCGAUUCUGCAGCUCGGUUGCUCUUGAUUAGAUUAAUUGAUCGGAAGUUGCCCGUGAGUUUGAGGGACAAUGUCGUAAAUCUGCACAAUGAGAUCGCCAUUGUUUUGGCAGACACAUUUUCUGGCUCGGAGAAAUUUAGGAGUGGGAAUAGAGGGUUUGAUAUGUUGGUUCAUGUUUACGCCACCGAGUUUAAAAGUCUCGGAUUGGAUGCUGCAAUGGAUGUGUUUAGGCUCUUAGCUGGUCGAAGGUUAGUUCCGUCUUUCAAGACUUGCAACUUUUUAAUGAGCACGCUUGUGAAGGCGGACGAACACGAGAAAAGCUACGAGAUUUUUCUUAUUGUCUCGAGGGAAUCUUUGCCGGAUGUUUACUUAUACAGUACAGCGAUAAACGCGUUGUGCAAAGGGGGCAAGGUUGAUGAAGCUGCGAUGUUGUUUAAGGUAAUGGGGAAUUCGGGUGUUGCUCCAAAUGUUGUUACUUAUAAUAACCUUAUGAAUGGACUUUGCAAGAAAGGAAGUUUCGAAGAGGCUUUUCGCCUUAAGGAGAGAAUGUUGGAUAAUGGGGUGAAACCGACUCUUGUAACAUAUAGCUUGCUGAUUAAUGGUUUGAUGAAGCUAGAUAGAUACGACAAAGCUGAUUGUGUUUUGAAGGAGAUGUUGAAGAAGGGUUUUAUACCGAAUGUUGUUGUUUAUAAUACAUUGAUCGACGGGUACUGCAGGAUGAUGAAUGUGGCAGCUGCUUUGAAGCUAAAAGAUGGAAUGUUAUUAAAAGGUGUUGUUCCGAAUUCAGUUACUUAUAAUACUCUUAUUAACGGACUGUGCAAGGACGAUCGAAUUGAUUUAGCCGAGAAGUUCUUGAAUGAGAUGGUGAAAGGAAGUUUUAGUAUAAAUUUAGGUUCUAUGAAUUCCGUUAUUCACGGUCUAUGCAAAAAUUCAAGAUUCGAUUCAGCGUUGAGAUUCAUUGUCUUAAUGCUCGGUAAGAACUUAAGGCCUAACAAUGGGUUGCUCACGACUCUGAUAAGUGGGCUUUGUCGAAGCAAUAAUCAUUUACAAGCCCUUAAGCUACAUAAUAUGCUACAUGGUAAAGGAUUUGCUGUUAAUAUAGUCACCUCAAAUGCUCUUGUUUUCGGACUUUGUGAAGUGGGUAAAAUGCACGAGGCGAGAUUGCUUCUCGAGGGAAUGCUGGAAAGGGGUGUUCGAUUGGAUACUUUUACUUACAAUGCACUCAUAUACGGAUGUUGCAAAGAGGGCAAAAUCGAGGUUGGAUUUAAGCUCAAGGAAGAAAUGUCCGACAAAGGUAUUUCACCGGAUAUCGUGACUUACAACCUGCUGAUAAACGGCUUGUGCGAGAAGGGUAAAAUGGACGAAGCUCUGUUUCUUUGGCACGAGUGCCAAAGUAACGGUCUUGUUCUUGAUAUUCGCUCGUAUGGGGUUAUGAUAGGUGGGUUUUGCACUUCAGAGAAAGUCGAAGAAGCUAGGAAUUUCUUUAAUAUUUUGCUCGGAAAAAAUAUUUCGCCUAAUUCUGUUGUGUAUAACAUACUCAUUCGAGCGUACUUUAGUAUUGGAAAUGAGGUGGAGGCUCUUAAACUUUUUGAUGACAUGAAAAACAGAGGCGUCAAACCUACUCUUGCCACUUAUUCUUCCCUUAUACAUGGAUUGAGUAAUGCGGGCCGAUUAAACGACUCGAAAGUUUUGUUUGAUGAAAUGAGAAAAGAGGGUUUAAUGCCUGAUGUUGUGUGUUACACUGCUCUGAUAGGUGGCUACUGCAAAUUAGGCCACAUGGAUGAAGCGAGGAAUUUAUUACAGGAAAUGUCUUUGUUUAAUGUUAAGGCGAACAAGAUAACAUUUACGGUUAUAAUCCAUGGGUACUGCAAGAUGGGGAACACGAAAGAGGCGUAUGAGAUUCUUGAGGAAAUGAUAAACAAGGGAAUUAGUCCUGAUUCGGUGACUUAUAAUGUAUUGACGCACGGGUUUUGUAAGGAAGUGGAAGUGGGAGACGCGUUUAAUCUGUUGGAUCAAAUGUCGGAUAAUGGAAUACAGUUAGAUGAUGUUGCGCAUACUUCAUUGGUUCACUGGAUGUCCCAGCAAUCGAAGACGUAAAACGACUAACUCUUGUGUGGAUUUGGCAUUUGUUACGUCUGUCAGCUUUGUUGGGGGAGAACAUAUGCAGCUUUUGCUGAAGUUCUUGAUCAUCCAAUUAUAAAAUAGUCUUCUGAGGACAGUAUAUUCUUGACGUGUUCAGCCACCAGGAAUAUUCUACCGGAAGAUACCACAAGGGCGGGCCCACCAAGACCAAGAACAUUCUUCGAUAGCUUUAAUCCUGGAGAUGAAAGAUUCAUCCAAAGACGAUGGAUCAAUAGGACAAGAACGGGCCCGGAAGGUUCUAGAAGUUCCGGAGAACACAAUAUCGGUUUUCCCAUAGCUAUUUCGGACCAAGUUACGAGAAACUUGCACAAGCCAGUUGUAUGUAAUUUUGUGAUCUGGAUUUGUACAGGAAGUUGUUGGUCAAAUUGAGACAAGCUUAUUUCUUGAAGGGAGUGAUUGAGAUUGCAAAAUCUCGGGUUUUCGAGAUUUUGCAUUUUCGGAAAAUUUACCCACGAAAGGGUAGAAAUGUCCGAGGCAUUGUGCGAGGGAGUUCAAAUUUCAAGAAACUCGAAUUCGGUACAUAAGUCUUUUUCUUGAACUAAUAUUUUUCCCCCCAUAGUGCAAGUGGGAUUUUUGAAUCGAAUAUCCCCAUAAUAGAAUGGAAAUAGCAUAAGAUGCUCUCAUAUUAGAAGAAUUAUUUAUUUAUUUAUUUAUUUUUAUGUUUUAAAGGUAACGAAUCUGUGUUCAUAAAUAAUGAAUUUGUCUGAUUUUACCUUCUUACAUGACAUGUCAGAGCUUGUAUUGAUUGAUGAUGUUAUUCAUGGUGAUAGACAAAAGUUUAUUAUUGAAAUGUUCGCAAUUUUAUCUUC